UGAUAUUUUUUAGGAUAGCAUCAAAUAAUAUAACUUUGAAAACUAGUUUACUAUGUCCGAAAAGAAAGCUGAUAUUAAAAGCUCUGGUGAACCGGCAAAACCAGAAGCAACCAAGGAGCAAGAGAAAGGUGAUUCAAAAGAAGUUACUGUAGAAGAUGAAACUGCUAUCAAACACCCACUGCAAAGCAGAUGGGCACUCUGGUUUUUCAAAAAUGAUAGAAGCAAAAAAUGGGAAGAUAAUUUAAGAUUAGUAACUAAAUUUGACACUGUAGAAGAUUUUUGGGCAAUCUAUAAUCAUAUUCAACUUUCUAGUAAGCUGCAAAGUGGCUGCGACUAUUGUCUAUUCAAGGAUGGGGUGCAGCCUAUGUGGGAAGAUGAAGCAAAUAAAAAUGGUGGACGAUGGUUGUUUCAGUUGAACAAAACACAGAGAUAUCAAGAAUUAGAUAGAAUGUGGCUUGAAACUAUCCUCUGUAUGAUUGGAGAAUCUUUUGAAGCAGAAUCAGAUUUUGUUAAUGGUGCAGUAGUUCAAGUAAGAAACAAGGGAGACAAGAUUGCUGUAUGGACAUCAGAUUGCCAUAGACGUGAUGUGAUUCUUAAAAUAGGAACAAAGUACAAAGAAAGACUACAACUUCCUACUAAAGUCGUUUUAGGAUAUCAGUCACAUCAAGACCUACAGACUAGAACUGGAUCUACUACAAGAAAUCAGUAUUCUUUAUAGUUAAAUUAUUGGUAAAGGGAUAAAAAAGGAAUGAAAAACUGAAUGACAAGCGCCAGAGAAAUGAAAAACUGUAGCCUGAACUCCAUGUUGACGUCGUACAGUAUUUACUACGUUCAGUACUGAGUGUUUCUGGCAUCGUAUUGAACAGUUUUCAGUGGAAAGCUAACCGACAUCCUGACAGAAUUCAUUUUCAAAAAAUGUUGUGUAUCAAUUACAUUGUUUAUAUUUCUGACAUUCAGGAACAAUAAGAGACAUGAACAAAAUUUAUUCUAGGUUGUUGAUUAGUUCAUAUUUCCCACAUUGACUCUAGUUUGAUAAAACGUUGUUUUCAUAUUCCCAAGUCAAAAAAACUCGUAGUACGUCCCACAGAAUAUUUGUGGUAUCAGUUUCAACAGAAAAAAAGCAAUAUUCGUCAAAUACAUUCAUUUAAGGUUUGUUUAUUCAUAUCUAAUAUAGGUAUUGUUGUACUGUACAGCAUGUUACAGUACUCCAUAUUUGUAGGAAAUUUAUUUGAAGUUCAGCUAGGACUCUUUUGUUUGGAGGUUGCAUUUUUGCUUAAUUAAGUUAUUUGACAUUAUGCUGCUAUUUUUGUUUACAUUUGCUGUAUGCAGCUGAGUUAUAUAUUUAUUUCAAUAUAAGUAAUAGUAAAUGAGUUGCCACCUUUUGUAAAUAGUUCUUUAGAACAAGGACAAUGUAAAAAUUAACUUAAUUGAAAUGGAUUUUAUGCUGCUGUGUUAUAUAUUUUUGUUCACCAAGUUGUGUAUGGGCAUAUUCCAGUUGUGGAUUGAUGAAGUAUUCUCAUAGUAUGAUUACCUAAUCUGAUUCCUGCUAGUGACGAUUGGCCACCUAUUACCAUCAUAAUAUUUGCUUUAACCCAAACAAUGAAAUAAUUUGGACCUCAACCAUGCACUGAACACCAGCAUCGGAAUUUUAACAGGCUGGGUUCAGAUUGUUGUGAUAACAAUUCAAAUCAGUGAGAUCGGAAGUUUUGUUCAUAUUUUUUCUUCUAUUGAUGUCUUAUCUAAUGUUAUGACAUUGUACAGUUUGUCUUUGAAUUGAUAUUUGCGCAAUUAAAUUUCGGGUGACUCAAA
Messenger RNA from Styela clava, 1809 nucleotides. Its product is annotated as eukaryotic translation initiation factor 4E-like. The record is from RefSeq and is a predicted model, not a curated record. Gene Ontology annotation, cellular component: eukaryotic translation initiation factor 4F complex; cytoplasm. Gene Ontology annotation, biological process: translational initiation. Gene Ontology annotation, molecular function: translation initiation factor activity; RNA 7-methylguanosine cap binding. Lineage: Eukaryota; Metazoa; Chordata; Ascidiacea; Stolidobranchia; Styelidae.